Molecule: messenger RNA, 1182 nt
Organism: Clonostachys solani
Lineage: Eukaryota; Fungi; Ascomycota; Sordariomycetes; Hypocreales; Bionectriaceae
Source: the annotation of a GenBank genome assembly
AUGGAGAAGAUGUCGAAACCUCCUCCGCGUGACCGUGAGUACGGCAUCAAGCUCGUGUGCCGCGCCAUCGCUGCAGGUCAGCGAACGGAUUGGAUCUUCAAGAACCUAAUCGCCAAUUCCUCCGAUGUUGACCUCACGGAGGACAUCAAUAGCUACAAACGCCGACGGAUCGACCAGCAAGAUUGGGCCGAAAAUACAGCGGGUUAUGACGAGCCCGGCCUCUAUGGCGCAGUACAUCUCGCCGUGACGAGCAGGGGGGAACUCGCAGUCGAUCCUAUCAUCUCCAAGAUGACACCAACUGCCAAAAGCCUCGCCCUCGUCCACCCUGUGUUCGGUCAUGCGAUCCGCCAUGCCAUUGGGUUCAUUCAAGUGGAUUCAUUACGAGUAUUACUGAAUCACGGCGCCGAUCCGAAUACCAUGAAACCUCCAAGGAGUCCCAUAGUCAGAGUGCAAAACGCCAUGUGCUAUGCGAUGCAAUGUUCCAGUGAAGACGUUGCCAUGGUGCUUCUCACCACACCGUAUUUGAACUGCAGCCGCAAAUACAAGGAGAGCCUAUUGACCCAGGCUGUCCAGAGGGGAUGGAUACGGGUGGUCCGUCUCCUUCUUGAGAAGGACGGCGUCGACCCUAACUUUGACAUUCGGUCCGAACGUCGCAGGAAUAAAACACCGCUUGCAAUAGCUGCUACAUAUGGGUACACAGACAUCGUUUCCUUACUGCUACGGACUCCCGGCGUCAGUCCUGGGCUCAAAACUCUCACCAAUGUGUGCCCGCUGUGGCGUGCUGCCGAGAAUGGCCAUGUCGAAAUCGUCCGCGAACUAUUAGAUCGGUACGGCCAUGAGAUAAACCUUAACUGCAUAAUUCAUGAUGAUGAUAAUUGGGAUGGACCUACGAUUUUGAGCAUAGCAGCCAGCAGAGGACAUCAGCAUGUGGUUCGCGUGUUGCUGGAUUUCCCUGGAGUGGACAAUGAGAAUCCCAGGCUGACUUCUACAAAUAGUCCAAUGUGGACAGCAAUCACCAACGGGCACUUUGAAGUUAUCGACGUGCUUCUCGAGCACGGCGCCAUGAGCGGAUUCGGCAUAAGAACAGUGGCAGAACUUGAAGACAGAGCUCCCGAGAUCCGCAGCUUCAAAGUUCCCACCUUUCUCGCCCAGCAUCUGAUCUCGCUUAGCUGGUAUGGAUAG